CGUUCACUGCAUUUGACGAAGAAGAACAGAAAGAAUGGGUUGAGAAAAUGGUGUGAGAAGCAGGGAGCAGACUGUUUGACGAAGAAGAAGCGAGAGCAAAGGGAAUCUCUAAUUUUGAUGUGGAGGAACAGAAACGACGUCGUUUCUGGUAGAGUUUUUAAAAAAAAAUUGCAAAAAAGCCUCAAAACGAUGCCGUUGAAUUAA
Ilex paraguariensis (yerba mate) is the source of this 204-nucleotide messenger RNA. The record is from the annotation of a GenBank genome assembly. Lineage: Eukaryota; Viridiplantae; Streptophyta; Magnoliopsida; Aquifoliales; Aquifoliaceae.